AUGUUGAAAUCGAUACAGUCCCAACUUUUACGGUCGACCCGGCUGAGGCGACCAAUAUGUUCCAGCUGUUGUUUGUCCCACACGCAACGAAGAUGGCUCUCGGUAGAUGCUUUGGGCCCAGUGUCUGCCUUCAUUCACACCCCGCCCAAGGGUUAUGAACGGCAUGACGACCUUUUGCUCCGCGAUAUUUUCGAUUCGUCGACGCAUUGGAAGGAGUUUUCGGCACCGCCGUACAUAAACAAACCGGUCGGUCUGUUUAGGAAUCAGUAUCUGAGGACACCUAGUGGGUUCCUCACCUUCGCCCAGGUGAGCUUGAAGAGAGCGCGGGCCACCGUCGACAAGGUGCUGUCGGCAAAGACGGUGGAGGAAUAUCGAGGAGUUGUUCGCCAACUUGACAGGUUGAGCGAUAUCCUUUGUCGAGUUCUCGAUAUGUGCGAUUUCGUCCGUGUGACACACCCAGAGCUUCUCACCCAGCGCAGCGCCGACCAAGCUUGGGAUUUGGUAUAUCAGUACAUGAACGAGCUCAACACCAUGACUGGCUUAUACGAUCAGCUGAUCAAGGCCAUGUCGAACCCCGAUGUUACGUCUGUGUGGUCAGAAGAGGAAAAGGCUGUUGCUGAGGUGUUGAGGUUGGAUUUCACCAAGUCUGCCGUCAACCUGAGCCAAAGGCACCGGGAGCGUUUCGUGUGGUUGUCGUCGCAAAUCAGCACAGUUGGGUCUCGGUUCAUCCAGGGGAUGAAGCCAGAGUACCCCGAGAUUACUGUGCCGAGCAGCAAGCUUAUGGGCAUGGACCCGGUAGAGGUCAGAUCGGCCACUCGGUUUGGCCAGACCACCUUGGAGACACUGGGUUCAAAAGCCACUUUGGCGUUGCGGACGGUCAAGGAUCCUGAGGUCAGGCGUGCUCUCUAUCACGCUUCUCGUACAGCAUCUACCCGCUCGGUAGCUAUGCUCGAGCAUAUGGUCAAGUUGAGAGGCGAGCUCGCCGAUCUCUCAGGCUUUGAGAGUUAUGGCCAUCUGGCUCUUCGUGAUCGCAUGAUGGCCAAAAGCCCAGAGGCGGUGGACCAAUUUCUCCGUGCCCUGGCACAUAGCAACGGCCACAAAGCCAAAACAGAAUUGGCCGAGCUCAGAAUGUUGAAGGAGAGGGAGACAGGCAAGUCUGAGGAGGUUUACCCUUGGGAUAAGGACUACUACCAGGAGGCUCUUCGAAGAUCAGAGAGGGCGCCGACGCGGUCGGAUGACCUCUCGGCCUACUUUUCUGUCGGCGUCGUCAUGCAGGGCCUCUCCAGGCUUUUCACUCAACUGUACGGCAUCAGAUUUGUGCCAACGCAAACAUUGCCGGGAGAGACAUGGCAUCCGGAUGUGCGCCGCCUUGAUGUCGUGUCUGAUACAGAUGGUGUGGUGGCUGUGUUAUACUGUGAUCUUUUCUACCGGCCAGACAAGUCGCCCAACCCAGCUCACUUUACGCUCCGCUGCUCACGCGAGAUCUCGGCAGAGGAGGUGGACGAGAUCUGGCUUGAGAGCAAACACGAUCCAGAUGCUCAGUCUUUCCCGAGCCCGGAGCAGGCGGCGAACGACGGGAUGAUGUACUCCAAGCGUGGAAAGGCCGUGAUGCAGCUUCCCACCAUCGCCCUCGUCUGCGACUUUCCCCAGGCCGCCAGGGACCAGUCUGCUCUCCUGAACUUUUACGAGUUGGAAACGCUCUUUCAUGAGAUGGGCCACGCCAUACACUCGAUCCUAGCUCGUACCUCGUUCCAGAAUGUGUCUGGCACCAGGUGCGCUACAGACCUGGCAGAGCUGCCAUCGACAUUGAUGGAGUUCUUUGCCGCCGACCCGGCCGUGCUGGCGUUAUUUGCUCGGCAUUACCAGACGAACGAGCCGCUUCCUUACAAGCUGGUCACUCAAAAGCUCCACCAGGCGCGGAGGUUCGAGGGUCUGGACACUGAAAACCAGAUUAUCAUGGCAAUGCUGGACCAAAGGCUUCACUCAGCUGAAGCUAAUCGACCUGGGUUUGACUCUACCAAGAUAUUCCACCAGAUUCAGAGAGAGCUCAGCAGCAUGCAGCCUGAUCCAGAGGACACAAGAUGGCAAGGCUUUUUUGGGCAUUUGUCUGGGUACGGAAGCACUUACUACAGCUAUCUGUUCGACAAGGUGCUGGCCCAACGGGUUUGGGACGUGGUGUUUUCCGGUGGCGCAAACGGCUUGGCGCUAGAUAGACAAAACGGGGAGAGGCUUAAGGAGAGCCUCCUCAAGUGGGGCGGCGGUCGUGACCCAUGGACUUGCCUCUCUGAUGUUUUGAAGGACGAGAGGCUGGCUGAUGGCGGAGAGAAGGCCAUGGCUUUGGCCGACAUUCAUCCCAGCAACCCGGAACGCGAGAGCCGGGAAUCGAUCAAGCGAAAGAGCCAGUCGAUGAGUAGCGACUCGUCUCCUCUGACUGGUCAGUCGAUUUCUGCUGCGGUCGGCAAUGGUGACUCUCCAGUCCCCAACAAGAAGAGCAGGCGUGAGCAUGGGCAGACGAACAAUGGCCAGUCUCUUCUCAAUAGCCAGUCGAACCGCCCAGAAGGGAACUACAAGGCAUGCAAGCGCUGCAACUCUCUCUUUGUGCAACGGCACCUUGAGGCUGCCGACAAGACUGUCCCCUACCACGAGCGUACAAAUCUGUUCUGCGCCCGCUGUUUCAUGCGGCUCUAUAUCUGCGAAACAAGGUUCGAAAUGACCGACCUCGAGGCCCGAUGCGGACAAUUUGAUGAUGAUGCCAACGAUGGUAUCCAUGAGAACUGGGCAGUCCGGGUUAUGAUUCGGUCGUUGUCCAGUGAAGGUCACAAGAUCGUCAAGGCGGCUACAACUCCCAAGACCAAAGAGUUGUUGGAAGAGCAAGAGUGGACAAGAAUCAUUUCCCAUCUCGACAGAACCCUCAAUUGGAAUGCCGAGAAUGAUAUAGAUCUGGAACUUGAUUGGAAAGAGUGGAGGACCAACGCACAUCGAUGGACCGGUAUUGUCACCACGAAGCUGCUGCUUACUUUCUUCGAUCAGGAGACCCGGCGAGAUUCGGAUUGGAAAUGCGGCGGUUAUUGCUCGCAUUGCGAGCACUUUCCAGGACAGCCUUUGGGGCAUUUUCAUGAGAGGGUUGUCUUGGGGAAUUUUCCCGAGAGGGGUGUCUUGGGUCCUGAGCAGCCUUCGCAGCACUGGACCGAGGACGAUAAACUGUCGAACCUCACUUGGGACGAGUGGCUCGCCGAUUAUGACAAGUCGAAGGGGUAUGAUCAGGCCAUGAUAGACAAUCUUGCCGCCCUGGAUAGUCAACCCUAGUGGCGCGUCGAUUUUGCCUUUGGGUAGCCUCUUGCCUUGAGUUGGGCUUCGGGCCAAACUUGAUUUGCGGUUUCAUUUUCUUGCGUUUUUUCGCUUGAUCCUUUUGUGGUGGGGGGGUUGGUUGUUCAAAGGAAGUUGUAGCUCCUUGACGGGUUCUCUUUCGGUCUUGGAUUGGGGUUCUUUGUUGGCUUUGAGAUACCCAUGAUUUCACACUCUGGUUUUUAACGACAAUACCCGCUAUACCGCCGGCGGUAGCCUUGAACAGCAUUUUCUACGCUGCAUCAUAGGCAUUAGCUUUUCGUUUAUGUUUUGUUCUUGUUUUCGGGGUGGAAUAUGGGUUGUACUUUUUAUGUUAUUGAUUGGUGUUGUAACAGGUGUGGUAUUUUGUAUUUUGUUUGUUUUUCUCGUUUUGUUUCAGUGCCUUGGGAUCUGGUAUGCGCUUCUUUGGCGAUUACAAAGCCCGAAAAGGGAUAAGUCUUGGUAAAUAAUACUGGGGAUGGGUGGUCACCGAGGAGAGUAGUAUGGCCGGCCGAAGGAGGGAUCUUUGGGAGGAGCACGCCUGGCGACAGAUUGUGGUCAGCAACACUCGAGAGUGCAAGAAGGGGAGAGAAAAUGAAGCGGAAAUAAUCACAAAAAAAAGGUGGAAGGGAAGGAAAUGGCGAGGGAAAUGGUCGGGACUCUGAGGAUGUUUCUCUUUUUGUUUUUUUUUCCAGGAUAGAAAGAUGGGCAUGAAAUGGGUAGAUAAAACGGGGAAGGAUGAAUAGACAGAAAGACUUACCAGAGGUUUGGAUACCUUACAGAGUCCCCAAUAGAGCAAUAGAGUCCCAAGGAUAAAAGAGG
Podospora pseudocomata is the source of this 4146-nucleotide messenger RNA. RefSeq names its product Mitochondrial intermediate peptidase (gene OCT1). Bases 1 to 3306 code for a protein of 1101 amino acids. Gene Ontology annotation, molecular function: metalloendopeptidase activity. Gene Ontology annotation, cellular component: mitochondrion. Gene Ontology annotation, biological process: peptide metabolic process. NCBI's taxonomy places the organism in Eukaryota, Fungi, Ascomycota, Sordariomycetes, Sordariales, Podosporaceae. The transcript is spliced from 3 exons. The record is from RefSeq and is a predicted model, not a curated record.